AUGGUGCGUUGUCCAGCGUUCUCAAACGGUUACGUGCUGGAAUGCGCCCAUGCAUGUUGCCCUUCAUUUGAAGGUGCUGAUCAGGGCUAUUACUGCUGUGGUCCCGACGAUGUAAGACGGAUUGAAAAUGGCGUUGAGAAGACUAGAGCAGAACGAUUUGUUGCCUACGGAAGCACUUUCCAAAUCGACUACACGCUUCUUGUGAUAGGACUAAUCGUUUCUAUUCUUCUAUCCAUUCUUCUUUCAUUCUUCUGUUGUCUGUUGUGCAAUGGUUGUUGGCUGCAUCGUCGUCGUAAUCCACAAAUGUACGAGAGUGUUCACGAAAGCGGAUGGUAUCCACUCUGUUGCGCCAAAGCCGCGUUGCAGCCGCGCCGCUACAUCUACCGUAGCCAUCUAGGAAUCUUUGUCUGUCUCAUAGUAUUGCAAAUUUUGUCAUAA
This is a messenger RNA of Cylicostephanus goldi, 438 nucleotides long. NCBI's taxonomy places the organism in Eukaryota, Metazoa, Nematoda, Chromadorea, Rhabditida, Strongylidae. The record is from the annotation of a GenBank genome assembly.